AUGCGCUUUGAAAAGUGUAAUACUCCAUCGGUUAUGUCCAACUUUGUCCGCCAAGCGUCAUUCGAUGUCGAAUAUGCUCCUGCGCAUAUUUCGAAAUGGGUAUCCAAAAGAACAGGUUUGCAAAUAACCUAUGUCAACCAACCAUCGCCGGUAGUGAAUGGAUAUUUCGCUGUGGCCACUGAAAUUCCCGACGAUUCGGGUUGCCCCCAUACACUUGAACAUUUGGUGUUCAUGGGUUCGCAGAAGUACCCUUACAAAGGUUUGUUGGACAACUUGGGAAACCGCUUUUUCUCAUCCACGAAUGCUUGGACCUCGGUCGAUCAGACCGUGUACACUCUCACCACUGCUGGAUGGGAAGGCUUUAAAACCUUACUUACGAUCUACUUGGACCAUCUUUUCAAACCAACCUUGACGAAUGAAGCUUGUUUGACUGAAGUGUAUCACAUAGAUGGGAAAGGUAAAGAAAAAGGUGUCGUUUUCAGCGAAAUGCAGGGAAUCGAAAACCAGUCGUGGUUUUUGACCUACAACGAAUUGCAGAAAACCUUGUAUGCUGAAACGUCAGGUUACUCGUCAGAAACAGGGGGGUUGACCUCAGAAUUACGCCACUUGACGAAUGAUCAGAUUAGAGAUUUUCACAAGGCCAUGUAUCGCCCAGACAACCUUUGCGUGGUGAUCACAGGCUCAGUUGACGAGCAAGAAUUGUUGGAAAUCAUGAAUGAGUUUGAUAACCUGUUGAGCCCUCUUUCAGAUGAACCUCGUAAAAGACCAUUUGUUGAUUCACCUCAUGAUAUGCCACUCAAUGAGUAUAUUAUUAAAAGAGUUGAGUUUCCAGACAAAGAUGAAAGUAUGGGAGAACUUGUUUUGGGUUGGAUCGGUCCGGAAAGUGAAAAGGCUUUGGAUAAUCUUGCUGUUGAUAUGGUUGGUUCGUACUUUACUGAUUCGCCCAUUUCGCUUUUCAACAAGCACUUAGUGGAAAUUGAAGAUCCUAUGGCCACAGAAAUUGACUAUGGAACGGACGACUUCAUCCGCACAGGUUUGAACUUUACAGUCAGCGGUGUUCCCACUGAUCGUUUGAAAGAAGUUGAUGCCAAAAUCAAAGAGAUGAUCGAACAGCUGACUAAAGAAGAAUCUUUUGACUUGGAGUACAUGCAGCAAAUCGUUCGUCAGCAGAUGCUUAAGUUUGUGGCAAACACGGAAAGAUCUUCAACAACGUUCUCGAAUGUAGCUAUUCUGGAAUUCAUUUAUGGCAAGAAAGAUGGAACAGACUUGGAAAAAUGGACAAAAGACCUUCACGAGUUUGAAGUUCUCAGUACUUGGUCAGCCAAAGAAUGGUGUGACAUAAUCAAAAAGUACUUUGUUGAUAACAAAUGCGCGUCCAUUCUUGGAGUUCCAUCUUCUGCUUUGAAUAAAUCUACGAAGAAAGAGAACAAACAGAGGAUUAAGGAUAUUAGAGAAAAAUAUGGUGAAGAGGGUCUCGCCAAACUUGAUCAGGAACUCAAAAAGGCUCAGGAAAAGAACGAUUUGCCUAUCCCAGACGAAGUACUUACACAGUUUGGAAAACCAGAUCCAUCUAAAAUUGAAUUUAUCUACACGAAGUCAUACAGAGCUGGCGCUAAUAAGACGGAUGCUUCAAUUUAUACAGAUGAUGAUGAAUUUGCCACUUUAAUUAAAAAGGACGAACCAGAGGAUAUGCCUUUAUUUUUGCAUUUUGAGGAGUUCAAAUCUCGUUUCGUCACUGUCCAUAUUAUCAUGCCAACCACAAAUGUGCCGGAGAGUCUUUUAUGUUACUUUUCUUUAAUUGAGGAAAUAUUUUCACUCUCCAUCAAAAAGCCGGACGCCAACAUUCCAUACGAAAAGGUCAUCUCAGAUAUCAACAAUGACCUUAUUGAGUUUCAGUUUGAUAACGGGUUGGAAAAUCAAUUUGUCGAACUCGCUAGUGUUAAGAUAAAGUUUGAGGCCAAUAAGUAUGAGCGUGCUAUUCAAUGGCUUAUUGAUGUUCUUAAGUACUCUGUUUUUGAAGAAUCCAGGUUAAGAGUCAUGGUGGAAAAAAUCAUCAACUCUCUUCCAGACAAGAAGAGAAGCAGUGAAUUGAUGAUGUACUCUUCCCAACAUCGUACGAUUUACAACACGGCUUCCUUGAGAAAAUCUCAGGACUCCAUUUAUACUGAGAAGUUCUACAGAAGCCUUUUAGAGAAGCUUGAUAAUGGCAAAUUUUCCGAAAUUGAGGCUGAUCUUGAAACUUUCAAACUGAAAUUAUUCAACGUCGCUAAUAUGAAUGCGUUCGUAGUGGGAGGAUGCAAAGAUCUUGAGAAACCAGUUUCUUCAUGGGCUAAGUUUGCGCAAGAGUUUUCGGACACAAAAGAAAAAUUCGAUCAAUUCACACUCGAGAAGCUUCCAAGAGCAUUCCAAUUCAAGACAGAAGAGGGCCAAAAAUGCAGUGGAAAUGCACAUCUUGUGACUACUUCUGCGAGCGAAACAACUCAUCUUGUUUCUUUGACCACAAUCCCGACUGAUUAUUUGGACGAAGACAUCUUCAAGAUUGCCUUGGCAAGUGAAUUUUUGGGAGGUGUUGAAGGACCCUUCUGGAGAGGAAUUCGUGGAACCGGCCUUGCAUAUGGCGCAAACAUUAGAAGUCUUGUAGAAGCUGGUUACUUGUCUUUCACCAUUUACAGAGGUGCCGAUGCCCAACAAGCAUGGUUGACGGGUAAAAAAAUUAUUAGCGACUACACUUCUGGAGUUCUCAAGAUUGACCACAUCAGUAUUGAAAACUCGAUUGCUGCUAUCGUGAACGAACUCGCAAACGCUGAAUCGAAUGCCUACGAUGCGUCGAUCAAUAAGAUGGUGGAUAAUCUUUUCAAGAAGAGAGGUGCUUCAUAUCUCAAACACUUUUUGGCUAGAUUGAACUCCUAUACUGCGGAAGACUUGGUCUAUAUCAUGAAAAAGUACUUCCUUCCUUUGUUCGAACCACUGACUUCGCUUCUUUUCUGCUGUUUGCCCACCGGAACAGUCGACGAGUUUUCUGAAUUCAUGGGCAAAGUCGGAUACAACGUAUCAGUGGAAGAAAUCGCUUCUACACAAGUAGAUGGCCAUUCUGAGGAUAGUCACAGCUGUGGAAGCGGCUGCGGAAGCGACUGUGAUAGCCACGAAGAAGAAUGGGAGACCGGAAGUGAGGAGGAAACGGACAGUGAAGAGGACACUGACGAAUCUGAGAGUGAAGAGGAAACUGACAGUGAGGAAGAUAAGUAG
This is a messenger RNA of Clavispora lusitaniae ATCC 42720, 3246 nucleotides long. RefSeq lists its product as uncharacterized. Gene Ontology annotation, molecular function: metal ion binding. Lineage: Eukaryota; Fungi; Ascomycota; Pichiomycetes; Serinales; Metschnikowiaceae. The record is from RefSeq and is a predicted model, not a curated record.